AUGAACCGGUCCAUAGAACAGACACUUCUGUCGCUGAUGCCCACCCACAGCUCAGCUUUACCGCCGCCCCUGGUAGAGCUUGCCGGUUCCUUGCUGGCACAAUCGAGGCACCGGGCAAGCACGCUCAAGGCAGACGAAGAAGUCGGGCGGUUGUACGCCUGCGCCCACAUCGCUUGCGACAGACUCAAGAUCACAUUGGACCUCCCCCCAAUCGAGCCGCGGCCUCCAAUCCCUCCCCGAAUCUAUAAGCGCCUCUACAGUCACCUCGACAACAUCCUCCCCAACUCCGCCCUGAACCGCACGCCGGGAAAGAAUGGCACACCGCGACAGAGACAACGGCACGGAGUCGAUUCUCCCGUCAGGACGCCACACCGGCCGACGCCCACAAAGGAACGUUCCCUCGCGCAAUUUCGCUCAGGCGCAAGCGGGCCCAACACACCGACAAAAUCGACUGGCAAGGCCACCUACCCUUCGGACAAGUCCGGCCUCCACUUUUGGAUUCUGCCGACCAUCCGCUUCCUCUGCAAGCAGACGGGGCAGCGGCAGCUCGGGCCGACGAUCCUGGCGGGCAUGGAGUACAUCGUCGUCCCCGGCGGGCGAAGGACGCGCGACGCGUGGGUGAGAGCGAACCUCGCCGCGCUGUGCGGUGCUGUGUAUUACCUCGUCACGAAGCAGGCCAAGAGUCUCAAGCUGGGGGAGGGCGUCGAAAGCGAAUCGUACGUGCCCGAGCGGAAGCGUAUUCUCGAACUGCUUGCGAAGGCGAGGGAGGAGGUGGACUCGAGAGGGCUGGACGAGGACGAGGCGUGGGAAGGGUGGGCGCCCGUCAUGGCCGCGGAGUUCGACGCCGCUCUUGAGCAAGUCGCGAAUCGCGGGUGGCUUGAGGCCGAUUGGUAUCGCAGCCUCGGCGAUAUCAUCGAGGCGGGCAACGUGAUCGCCGACAGUCAUCGGCAGGAGGACUCGUACAGGGCGCCUGUGCGUGGAGCGGACACCAUGUUUCAGGACCGGUACGACUUCUUGAGUGAGAAGAAGCGCAGGGAGUACAGCACAUGGAAGGAAGAUAUCCUUAGGCGCAUCGAUGCGAUGGAGAAGGAGGGCGCGGAGGCCAUGGAUGUCGAUGACUGA
Messenger RNA from Colletotrichum higginsianum IMI 349063, 1122 nucleotides. Its product is annotated as Origin recognition complex subunit 6. Gene Ontology annotation, biological process: DNA replication. The coding region runs from base 1 to 1122 and encodes 373 amino acids. The record is from RefSeq and is a predicted model, not a curated record. Lineage: Eukaryota; Fungi; Ascomycota; Sordariomycetes; Glomerellales; Glomerellaceae. Gene Ontology annotation, molecular function: DNA binding. The transcript is spliced from 2 exons. Gene Ontology annotation, cellular component: nuclear origin of replication recognition complex.